Molecule: messenger RNA, 1758 nt
Organism: Saimiri boliviensis boliviensis (Bolivian squirrel monkey)
Lineage: Eukaryota; Metazoa; Chordata; Mammalia; Primates; Cebidae
Gene: MFSD6L
Product: major facilitator superfamily domain containing 6 like
Cellular component (GO): membrane
Source: RefSeq, a predicted model, not a curated record
AUGAGCGCCAACCCCCGAUGGGACAUCAGCAGGGCGCUGGGGGUGGCCAAACUCUUUCACCUGCUGUGCGGGGUCCGGGAAGCCUGCGUGACCCCGUUCCUGACCCUCUACCUGAGGCAGCUGGGCUUGGCCGCGCCCUGGGUGGGCAUCCUAAUGGGAACCAAGCACCUGAUCGCUGCCUUCUGGGCUCCCGUCUGUGCCAUCCUGGCCAAAAGCUACCGGAAACGGAGAACACUUCUGAUGGGCUCCCUGCUCGGCUCCGUGGGGGCCAGCCUGCUGAUGAUCCUGGUUCCACUGGCAGACAAAAAUCGGGUGCACCUCCCUUGUAAUGGAAGCAGCAGCGUGACCAGCACAGACACACUACUGAGGGUCACACUACCUGUGAACAUCACCUCGGCCCAAGAGCCUGCCUCUAGCCACCUAGCCAAGAUGACCGGAGAGGUGGAGGUGCCUAGCUUCAGAAAGCCACCUGGUGAAAGUGACCAAGAAACUUUCGGUGAUCUUCGCAGCUACUUAGCACUCUCUGUAGAAGGAGCUAGGACCACAUCCCAAGUUCUCCUCCAUCCUGACACUUCAGGGCUGAAAGGUCAUCCCUGGGAAGUUACUUUUGAGGUGGUCAAGACUGCCCUCCCCUUGCUUCCUGCCGGGAAAGGGCCCAGAAAUCCAGCCAAUCUGUCAGGGAUCCAGGGGAAACCCUGGGCUUUUGACUUGUCCUUGGAAGGGUUGCGGUGGACUUUCAUCCUCUCCUUGGGGUCCUUGGCAUUCUGGGAGCUGCUGACAGCACCUCUGGAGCAGGUGGCAGAUGACAGCCUUUAUGAGUACCUGGAUUUUGUUGAUGCCACUGACCGAUACAGAAGCUUGUCGGUCUGGAGGUUGCUGGGCAUGUCGGCAGGCGUGUGUGGCAUUGCAGCCUUGGUGGGGCAGCUGGACUGCUUCCUGAUGACCAGUGGCCCCCAGGGUGUGGCCCACUUCUAUGGCUACUCGGUGGUCAGCAUCCUGACCUUAUUGGUGAGCAUUGCCUUUCCCAUUCCCAUCUAUCGGCCGUGGGAGCCCAGCUACAAAAGCGUCAAAGCACUGUCUAUUGUGGGGGGCGACCCCCGCCUCAUUCUCCUCACCUCCACCGUUGUUUUGAUAGGAGCCAUCAUCAGUACUGUCCAGAACUUUCUGUUCUGGCACAUGAAGGACCAUGGGAGCAGCGAGCUGGUCAUGGGUUUCUCGGUUGCCCUCAGCUUGCUGGGGGAAAUUCUGCUUCAUCUGUUCAAAAUGACAUUGCUUAGGAAACUGUCCAGGGCAGGCCUGGUGGGGCUGGGGCUGGGCUGCCUCGCUGGGCAGCUGCUCUACUACUCUUUCCUCUGGAGCUGGUGGUCUGUCCUCCCUGUUCAAAUCUUGAGUGCCAUUAGCAACGGGGCUCUGUGGUGGGCUGUGGAGGCCUCAGUAGAGGACCUGACCACUCCCCGCAUGGAGAGGGCUCUGAGUGCCUUGUUCCGAGGCCAUUUUUACAGGAGUGGCUGUAGCCUAGGCAGCUUUGUCGGGGGCUUCGUGGUGAUGCGCUUCAGCCUGGCUGUGCUCUACCAGGCCUGCUGUGUGGUCCUGUUGCUCUGGUUGGCCUUUUUCCUGUCCAUACAGUGGAGGCUGCCCCAAGAGCGGAAAAUCAAGUACUCAAAGCUGCUGUCUAUGGAGGUGAGUGACACUAGUGACUCUGAGCAGGGGACAGAACGGGACUGGCUUGUGAAGGCCAUGAGGGAAGAACCAGACUGA